This is a messenger RNA of Thermochaetoides thermophila DSM 1495, 1902 nucleotides long. RefSeq lists its product as uncharacterized. The transcript is spliced from 7 exons. The record is from RefSeq and is a predicted model, not a curated record. Gene Ontology annotation, molecular function: flavin adenine dinucleotide binding; oxidoreductase activity, acting on CH-OH group of donors. Lineage: Eukaryota; Fungi; Ascomycota; Sordariomycetes; Sordariales; Chaetomiaceae. Gene Ontology annotation, biological process: secondary metabolite biosynthetic process. Bases 1 to 1902 code for a protein of 633 amino acids.
AUGGCGCUGCCGAAACUUUCUCUGGCUGCUGGUGCCUUGCUGCACCUCCUCAGUGCCGUCAAUGCCUACCCUGGCCGCCCGGUGACCUCCUCGACCCUCGUCGAGAGGGCUGACCAGCUGCUGCCUGAGUACGACUAUAUCGUCGUUGGAGGUGGCACUUCUGGUCUGACUGUAGCGGACCGGCUCACUGAGAACGGGAAGUACACUGUUCUUGUUCUCGAGCGUGGCGUCUUCCGUAAUGACUCCUUCGUGACGACCGUAUCAAGCGGUUUCUGGGGUCUAUUCGACCCGACCCUGACCUUCGCCUUUGACUCGACGCCGCAGGAGGCCCUCAACAACCGCACCUUCAUUGUGCGCGGCGGCAUGAUCCUUGGCGGCAGUUCCGGCGUCAACGGCAUGCAGGUUGUCCGCGGUCAACGCGAGGACUAUGACCGCUGGGGGCAGUACUUUGGCAGGAACUCUGGGUGGAGCUGGAACAGCUUGCUGCCCUACUUCCGCAAAGCCUGGAACUUCCAUCCUCCCAGCAAGGAGCUGGUCAAGCAGUUCGACAUCAAGUACGACACCAAGUACUGGGGAAGCACCUCCAACGUGCACGCCUCGUUCCCUACCAUGCACUUCCCCUCCCUGAAGACUGUCAUGUCCGCUUGGAAGGACAUCCCCGGCGUCAAGUACCCGGCCGACUCCGGCUCAGGCGAGACCGGUGCCUACUGGCACCCGGCGUCCGUCGACCCAAGCGUCAUGCUGCGUUCAUUCGCCCGUCCCGGUCACUGGGAUGGUAUUGCUGACCAGCGCACCAACUACCACACUUUAACCGGUCAGCGUGUGCUCAAGGUCCAGUUCGACAACCACAAGCGCGCCACUGGAGUCGUCUUCGUUCCUGCCAACGCCAGAGACCAGAGCGAGGCCCGCACGGUCAAGGCCAAGCGCGAGGUCAUCCUCGCUACUGGUACCAUUCACACACCACAGAUUCUGCAGGCUAGCGGUAUUGGCCCGCAGAAGCUGCUCAAGAAGGCCAACAUCACGGUCGUUGUUGACCUCCCUGGUGUUGGUGCCAACUUCCAAGACCAGCCAUUCCAGGUUGGCGCUAGCUUCAACUUCACCAACUUCCCCUUCCAUCCCGACCUCAACGACAAGUUCAGCAACGCGACCUUCAUUGCCGAAGCCGACGCCGAGUUUGCGGCCAAUCGCACUGGCCCCCAUACCAUCGCCUCUGGCAACGCUGGCAGCUGGCUGUCCCUUCCUGUCAUUGCCCCGAAGACCUGGCAGGACAUUGCCCGCCGCUACGAGGCCCAGGACCCGGCCAAGUACCUGCCCAAAGACACCGACCCGCGGGUCGUUGCUGGCUACCGGGCGCAGCAGAAGGCUCUUGCCAAGGCGAUGCGCUCCCGCGACUCGGCCAUCUACAACUUCUUCCUGCGCGGUGCCCAGGACGAGGGCUCCAUCGUCUUUCUGCACCCGACCAGCCGUGGUACCGUAUACAUCCGUCCUGAGGACCCAUACUUCUCUCCUCCGGAGGUCGAUUAUCGCGCGCUAAGCAACCCCAUUGAUGUGGAUAUCCUUGUCGAAUUCACUCGCUUCACGCGCCGCUACUUCACCGAGACCCGUCUGAAGGAGCUGGCCCCCGUCGAGUUGGCCCCCGGCAAGGAUGUCCAGACUGCCGAGCAGAUAGCCCAGUGGGUACGUGCCAACAUGAACCCAACUUGCUUUCACCCAGUUGGCACUGCUGCCAUGAUGCCGCAGCACCUGGGUGGUGUUGUUGACGAGAAGCUGCUUGUCUAUGGUGUCAAGGGCCUGAGCGUCGUUGAUGCCAGCAUCAUGCCUGACCUCCCUGGCUCGUACACUUACCAGACAGUGUAUGCUGUUGCUGAGAAGGCUGCCGAUCUUAUCAAGGCUCGUGCUUAA